This is a messenger RNA of Ilex paraguariensis (yerba mate), 630 nucleotides long. Lineage: Eukaryota; Viridiplantae; Streptophyta; Magnoliopsida; Aquifoliales; Aquifoliaceae. The record is from the annotation of a GenBank genome assembly.
AUGAUGAAUUGCAGGAAAAAAGUGAAGGGGGAGGGAGUGAUAGCAAGUGGUAAGGCAAAAGAGCCUUUGCCUGACAAGGGGAAGGCCGUAGUAGAGGGUGAGGUUGGGAAAGUGAAGGAUGAUGCUUUUGGGUGGAAAGUAGUGGAGAGGCAUGGGGAAGAUGAAAAUACAUAUGGAGUAUUGAACGACAUUUUGACUAAGGAGUACGAGGAGUUUUUUGGAGUUCAGAGGCAUGGAAACACUGGGAGGCCUAUCACUGCGAUUCUAGAUGAGGAUCCUAAAAAAGUAGGUUCUGUAGCACAUUCUUUUCCAGAUAAUCUGGUGAAGAAUGGUGGUAUAGAGGGGAUUGAGGUAUGUGAUGGUGAAAUUGAGGCUGUUUGUAGUGUUAAGAGUGUUGAAAAUUCUUCUCCUGUUUGUAUUGUUAAUGGUUCUCCUUCGAAGGGUUCUUCAUUUUUGUUGGAGCAUGGCUUUGUUAAAAAGAAGGGAAACAGGUUUGUUGUAGAUGAUGAUGGAGGUAUUCUUUGCCAGAAAAAGACUCCUGACAAGGGGUAUUUUUCUGAUCAAGAUAGUUCAAGUGGUGGGCGAAAUGCUGUGGAUACAAAUUAUUCAUUGUCAAUGGAGGAUCUAUGA